AUGAAGUCCUUCACUCUCCUCGCUCUUGCUACUGUGCUCCCAUCCGCACUGGCCGCGGCUUUCGCUGCUCCUGCUUCUCCUUUCGACAAGAGGUCCUGCUCCCCUAGCAGCUGCCUCUGCAACGGUAUCCAGGGCCAGUUCUGCGGCGAUGAAUCCAUCAACGCUGACUGCCUGGAUACCCAUGUCUACGAAUGCCAGUCGGGAACGGGCUAUGCAUGUGAUUACGGCUACCGGGACUCCUGCGCCAGCUGUGGCUCUCUCUCCUGCUAAAUUAUCUUUGACUGUCUCGUCAGGGUUUGAAUUGUAGCCAUCGAGGCUUUCCAUUCAACGUUCGGUGCAUCUACUUCAUUCUUUCCUUAAG
Talaromyces proteolyticus is the source of this 361-nucleotide messenger RNA. RefSeq lists its product as uncharacterized. NCBI's taxonomy places the organism in Eukaryota, Fungi, Ascomycota, Eurotiomycetes, Eurotiales, Trichocomaceae. The transcript has 3 exons. The record is from RefSeq and is a predicted model, not a curated record. Bases 1 to 270 code for a protein of 89 amino acids.